CAGGGGCGGAGCCGGCAGCGCCUGCGCCCGGCAGCACCUGGCUCAGGUGAGCGCGCCGCGGAGCCGAGCCGCAGCCCAGGUGAGGAGCGCCCGAGCGGUGAGUGUCGCGGGAGGGGGGCGAAAACGCCGAGAAGGAAGCUUCCCCCUCCCGACCCGUCUCUUGCAGAUAAUGGCGUUACAUCCACGGAGAGUUCGAUUGAAACCCUGGCUGGUAGCUCAGGUGGACAGUGGUAUGUAUCCUGGUCUCAUAUGGCUCAACAGGGUUGCAAAGCGAUUUCAGAUCCCUUGGAAGCAUGCAACUCGGCACAGCCCUCAACAUGAAGAGGAGAACACAAUUUUUAAGGCCUGGGCUGUGGAAACAGGAAAGUAUCAGGAAGGAGUUGAUGAUCCUGACCCUGCGAAAUGGAAAGCCCAGCUCCGGUGUGCUCUCAAUAAAAGCCGGGAAUUCAACCUGAUGUACGAUGGCACCAAAGAGGUGCCGAUGAAUCCUAUAAAAAUUUAUGAGGUGUGUGACAUUCCACAAUCCCAGGGAGCAAUAAUUAAUCCAGGUUCUACUGGUUCAGCUCCAUGGGAUGAGAAGGAUAAUGAGCUUGAUGAUGAAGAUGAGGAUGAAUUAAACCAGCCUCAAUCUCAUGUAGCUAUUCAGGAUACCUUUCCGUUUCUUAAUAUCAAUGAUUCCCCAAUGGCACCCACCAGUGUGGAGACCUGCAGCCCUGAAGCUGCAUGGCCAAAGAAUGAACCUGAAGACAUAGAGAUGCCUAUGCCUCCUCCGGUUAUGCCCCAUGAUAUGUUCAGCUCUCCUGAAGUCUGGAUUAAUUCUCUUCCAAUGACAGACCUUGAAAUCAAGUUUGAGUAUCGAGGCAAAGAGUUUGGGCCAACAAUGACUGUGAGCAACCCCCAGGGCUGCAGACUUUUCUAUGGAGAACUGGGUCCAAUGCCAGAUCAAGAAGAACUCUUUGGUCCUAUUAAUUUGGAGCAAGUAAAGUUUCCAGGACCGGAACAGAUCACCAAUGAAAAGCAAAAGCUCUUCACAAGCCGUCUUCUUGAUGUCAUGGACAGGGGGCUGAUCCUGGAAGUCAGUGGCCAUGCUAUUUAUGCUAUCAGGCUUUGCCAGUGCAAAGUGUAUUGGUCUGGACCAUGUGCACCUUCUGGCACCACACCAAACUUGAUUGAAAGACAAAAAAAAGUCAAGGUGUUCUGCUUGGAAACAUUCUUGAGUGAACUGAUUGCUCAUCAGAAAGGACAGAUUGCUAAACAACCCCCAUUUGAGAUCUACUUUUGUUUUGGGGAAGAAUGGCCAGAUGGAAAAUCCAAAGACCGAAAACUGAUUGUUGUUCAGGUAAUUCCAGUUGUAGCUCGCAUAAUCUAUGAGAUGUUCUCUGGUGACUUCACCCGCUCCUUUGACAGUGGCAGUGUACGGCUUGAGAUUUCUACCCCUGAUAUCAAGGACAACAUAGUUGCUCAGCUGAAGCAACUCUACCGCCUCUUGCAAAAUCACAAUGAAGGCUGGCCAAUGCAGCCACCAAGCAUGGAGAUGGCCCCACCCCUUGCAGCACAGUGAUGACCUGGUUUUACCUAAAUGAGGAAUUAUCUGGAUUAAUGGAUUGUGUGUUUUUAUUUCAAUUAAUUUUAAAUGUCUUUUGAGUAAGUGCAACAGGAAUGUAUUAUGUACAACAUAAUCUGUUUGAAAUUUAUACUUUGCAAAAACUGCUCUGGAUUAAUGCAUGUAGACAAGAACAUCAUUUUUCUCUUCAAUUA
Messenger RNA from Lacerta agilis (Sand lizard), 1758 nucleotides. It is a transcript of the gene IRF6, whose product is annotated as interferon regulatory factor 6. NCBI's taxonomy places the organism in Eukaryota, Metazoa, Chordata, Lepidosauria, Squamata, Lacertidae. Gene Ontology annotation, molecular function: protein binding; RNA polymerase II cis-regulatory region sequence-specific DNA binding; DNA-binding transcription factor activity, RNA polymerase II-specific. The record is from RefSeq and is a predicted model, not a curated record. Bases 170 to 1561 code for a protein of 463 amino acids. Gene Ontology annotation, cellular component: nucleus. The transcript has 8 exons. Gene Ontology annotation, biological process: immune system process; regulation of transcription by RNA polymerase II.